CCAGCUACGGAGGGAGGGGGGAAGGAAGGGAAUGUGGCGUGAAGACCUUUCUGCCUGCUGGGGGAGGAGAUACUGAGCGGGGGCGGAGAGGCUGGUGAGCGGUCGGUCCGCGCGCACAGGGCAACGGGAAGGUGACACUCCUCACCCUCGGGUUCAUCUCUGGCGGCUUGGCCUUGGGUGAGGUGGCAAGGUUGCUGUAGAGUAAGCAUGUCUUUUCGAGGCGGUGGUCGUGGAGGCUUUAAUCGAGGUGGUGGCUUCAGUCGCGGCGGAAGCAACAACCACUUCCGAGGUGGAGGCGGUAAUUUCCGAGGCGGCGGUGGUGGUAGAGGAGGAUUUGGACGAGGAGGUGGCCGCGGAGGCUUUAACAAAGGCCAAGACCAAGGACCUCCGGAACACGUAGUUUUAUUAGGAGAGUUCCUGCAUCCCUGUGAAGAUGACAUAGUUUGUAAAUGUACUACAGACGAAAAUAAGGUGCCUUAUUUUAAUGCUCCAGUUUAUUUAGAGAACAAAGAACAAAUUGGUAAGGUGGAUGAAAUAUUUGGACAACUUAGAGAUUUUUAUUUUUCUGUUAAAUUGUCAGAAAAUAUGAAGGCAUCUUCCUUUAAAAAACUGCAGAAGUUUUAUAUAGACCCAUAUAAACUGCUACCACUGCAGAGGUUUUUACCUCGACCUCCAGGUGAGAAGGGACCUCCAAGAGGUGGUGGCAGAGGAGGUCGAGGAGGAGGAAGAGGAGGAGGUGGCAGAGGUGGUAGAGGUGGUGGUUUUAGAGGUGGAAGAGGAGGUGGAGGUGGAGGCUUCAGAGGAAGGGGUGGUGGUGGUUUCAGAGGGAGAGGACAUUAAGUGUAGGAGUUGACAGAGAAACUUCCUGCAUGAUCUACUUCAAUGGCUCAGAAACUUGUUUCUUGAGGAAGUCUGGAAGAACUGGUCAUUUUAUGAUGGUGGAACUAAAAUGUCAUCACCAUGCAAAAAUGAGUACAACAGAAUAAGCAGUUUUGCUCUAAAAGUAUGAGCAAAUGUUUAAAUGUUUUGUAUAACGCUUGGAACUCUGGGGGCUUAAUAAAUGGCCAGUUUUCAUUUGAAGCAUACUUGGAAUUUUUAAAAUAAAAUGUUUUAUUUCUUUAA
Nyctereutes procyonoides (raccoon dog) is the source of this 1122-nucleotide messenger RNA. RefSeq names its product GAR1 ribonucleoprotein (gene GAR1). Gene Ontology annotation, biological process: snoRNA guided rRNA pseudouridine synthesis; ribosome biogenesis. Gene Ontology annotation, cellular component: box H/ACA snoRNP complex. The transcript is spliced from 7 exons. Gene Ontology annotation, molecular function: box H/ACA snoRNA binding. Bases 208 to 840 code for a protein of 210 amino acids. Lineage: Eukaryota; Metazoa; Chordata; Mammalia; Carnivora; Canidae. The record is from RefSeq and is a predicted model, not a curated record.